AUGAUGCAGUUGCUUGUUAUCAGAGAAAGAAUUAAUAUCAAAGAUCUGAAAAAUAUUCUGGAAGGCAUUGGGAUAGAAUUCACACCUCAUGAAUACGUGGAACUGGUGAAAAGUCUGCACGUUGAUGAUGAUGGAAGUAUAUAUGAAAAUAGAUUGCUAGAUGGUGUGAAAUCUUUCAAUGGUGGGAAGGUUGAUGUCAGUAAUCUGGAAAACAUUUUGGAAAACAUGAAAAUCAAGUUCCCAGAUAAGAAACUUAAAGAUUUGUCACAAAACCUACCAGUUGAUGCUUCUGGCAUGACUGACCUGCAUAAACUGCUAAAAGAAGUGAAGAAACUCACAGGAGAAAAAGUUGAAGCCAAAGACAUACGCAAAAUACUAAGCAACAUGGGAAUAGAGCUCACAAAUAGGGAAAUGUGGGAGCUGUUGAAAAUGUUGCCAGUUGCUGAUAAUGGAAAGGUAGAGAAAAAUGAAUUGCUCGGUCAUAUCCAAGCUUUUCCUGGUGGGAAGUUUCAUGUCUCUAAAAUGGAAACCAUCCUGGAAAACAUGGGUUAUGAGCUGGAGAAUGAGGAAGUUGAGGACUUGAGGAGGCACCUGCCAGUUGACGAUGAAAAAGUUAAACUGAAAACUUUCAUGGAAAAUGUAGAGUCAUUUAGAGGAAUCAAGAUUAAUGCUGAUGAAGUAGGUGACGUUUUGAAAAACAUAGGGAUAGAACUCACACCUAAGGAACGCUGGAAGCUGCUAAAAUCUCUGCCAAUUACUUCUGAUGGAAAGGUGUAUCGUAAUCGGUUGCUACACGGUUUAAAGACUUUCCAAGGAGGGAAGGUUUUAGGGAGUAAACUAGAAGCUGUUUUGACAAACUUGAGCUUUGAACUUGAAAAUAAAGAAAUGAAAGACCUACAGAACCAUUUGAAAAUUGACAAUAAUGGAAAAGUUUCUCUGAAUUCCUUGAUAAGUACAGCAAACUUAUUUUCUGGUGGUAAGAUUAAUGCCAGGGACACACAGCUUUAUCUGAAAAAUGUAGGUAUUGAAUUAACAAAUAAAGAAAAUGAGGAGCUAUUGAACAUACUACCAUUGGAUGAUAAUAAAAUGGUGUAUAAAAAUGGGCUGAUGGAUGGAGUGAAGACAUACAGAGGAGGAAAGGUUAAUAUCAAUAAAAUAGAUGAUGCUCUUAAAAACAUGGGAUUCCUUCUUGAAGAGGAAGAAUUUGAGGAACUGUGCAGUCACCUGCCAAUUAAUGAUGAGAGAAGAGUUAAACUAGAUAAACUUCUGGAUGAAGUACAUGAACUUCUAGGGGAGGAAAUUAAUUAUGAUGAUCUGGAAAAUAUUCUGAAAGACAUAGGCUUAAGAGCCGAACUGAAGAAAAACUCUAGUUUGAUGAAAAAUUUGCCGCUUGAUGCUACUGGAAAGUUAUAUAAACAUAGGUUGAUGAAGAGCAUAAACACUCUCAAAGGAGUGAAGCUUGAUGUUAAUAAGCUAGACUCCUUCAUGGAAAAUAUGGACUUUAGACUUGAAGAAGAUGAAUGCAAAGACCUGCUAAACAACCUGCCUGUGGAUGAUGAGGGGAAGGUUGAAGUGAGUGUAGUAAUGGAUGAAGGAGCUCUUUUACAGGUGAAAAGGUCGACACUAGUAACAUGGAAAUUUUUCUGGAAAAUAUGGGGAUAAAGCUCACAGAAGAUAAACACAGGGAAUUACUGAACAAUCUUCCAGUUGAUGCUAAGAGAAGGGUGUAUGUUAACAGACUGAUGAAAGAAUUGAGAUCUCUUGAAGGGACAAAGGUAUCUUCAGAUAAGGUGGACACUUUCAUAAAAAAUAUGGGAAUUGAUUUCAAGGAGAAAGAAAUCCAGAAACUAAAGG
Messenger RNA from Sus scrofa (pig), 1854 nucleotides. The record is from RefSeq and is a predicted model, not a curated record. NCBI's taxonomy places the organism in Eukaryota, Metazoa, Chordata, Mammalia, Artiodactyla, Suidae.